Nothobranchius furzeri (turquoise killifish) is the source of this 2912-nucleotide messenger RNA. RefSeq lists its product as uncharacterized. NCBI's taxonomy places the organism in Eukaryota, Metazoa, Chordata, Actinopteri, Cyprinodontiformes, Nothobranchiidae. Gene Ontology annotation, molecular function: zinc ion binding. The record is from RefSeq and is a predicted model, not a curated record.
ACCGCAUUCACAGCACCGUUCUGAAAACGGUUACACACCAUCUUGGUUUUGACUUCUUUUCCGGAGUCCCGCACUGGCUCAGAUCUGAAUCACGGAGAAGUUGUAAAUGAGUCCGUGUGUAGAGCCAUGAAUGCUAAGUGUCACUGGUGUCACGUUUGUGCAAAGGAGAAGUUGGAGGACGCCGUACCGGAGGAUCUUGAGCAACUUCUGCCAGAGGGGUACUGCCAUUCCAUGUGCUCAUACAGACCACUGGAGGAAGGUUUCGAAGUCAUUUUAAAGCUCCAAUAUUUCACCAGAGAGGAGGCAGAGGCAUGGUUGGAGGACUUCCAGCGGUCCUCAAGAGUGACCUUAAGAAAGGAGCAAACGUUUCCUAAUACUAAGAAUAAAGUUCGGCACAAUAGCUACCGUGUUAACAUGAGGUGCCAACACAAUACGAGAAACGCAGCGUACACUAAAAAGAACACAAACUGUCCGGCUGGACUCUACCUCGUGGUGAAAAAGCUCUCCUUUAGUCAGAACAGGAGGUCCAGAUCCAAGGAUGGUCAUAUUCAGGAGGGGUUAUUGACACAUGUGACCAUCAAACAUAACCACAAUCACCCCCUUGACUCUGCAGAGAUCCUAAAGCAGCGCAGUGUGUCCAAAGAAACUGUGGAGAAGCUGGAGAAGCUUUUCCAGAGUGGACACUCGCCCUGUUCAGCCCUGAACACCCUAAAGUAUGAUCUUCAGGAGGAGCUGGGUGAUUCAUACGUGGACGCGUCUGCAGAUAGGUCCAUCUGCCCAGACUUCUCCUUCUGCUACCGAUUGUAUAACUCUAUCUUCAAGAAGACUUACGUAGCAGCAUCAGGGGACUCCGUGAUUCAAGAUCUUCAGGAACGUCUUGUGGUUUACAACAAUGAGCAAAGGGAGACAUGUGGUCUGAUGGAGUUGACUGCAGAUGGACAAAUAGUUGUCGCUUUCUGUACUCCACUCAUGAAGAGGAUCCACAGACUGGCGAGACACAGUGGAGAAAUAGUCGUCAUUGAUUCAUCAGGAUACUGUGGCAAGAACAGCAGAGCGUUCCUCCUGCUGACCCAUUCGGCUGCAGGCGGGCUCCCACUGGGAGUCAUCGUCACAAAGUCGGAGUCCCAAAACAGCAUUGCAACGGGACUCAACCUGCUGAAGACUUUACUACCAGGGGAUGCUUUUUAUGGAAGAGGAGAGCUAGGCCCGAAUGUUUUCAUGACCAACGACUGCAAAGCCCUGCGGCAGGCUCUGCAGAAUUUGUUCCCCCAGACCACGCCCCUCCUCAGCGUCUUUCAUGUGCUGCAUGCCAUGUGGAGAUGGCUCUGGGACGGUCACCACGAGGUACCAGUGGAGGACCGGCAGUGGUUGCUGGACAUCUUCAAAAAACUGGUGUGUGCCAGGUCACCAGUGGAGCUGAAGACCACCUACCACCAGGCCCUCCUGGACCCAGUGGUGCUGAAGAACCAGCAGUACCGGGACCAUUUGACUGCAGUGUUUGCCCAACGCAGGGACUGGGCUACCUGUCUAUGCACUGGUCUUUCCACAUGGUGUGAAACCACAAACAAUUUUGUUGAGAACACCGUGAGGAUCUUGAAAGACAGCAUCUUCUACAGGUUGAAGACCCACACCAUCAUCCAACUGGUUGACUUGAUUUGCACGAGGCUGGAAGGCUACUACACAAAGCGACUCCUGGGUGUAGCAAGCGGCAGGCCUGUGAGGUGUGAGUUCCAACCCGAUGGCGUAGACCCUGACAGGAUAGUCCAGGAAGAUGAAUCAAUUUACACAGUUACAACCAAAACAGGAGGCAUUUAUCUGGUGAACAUCUCCUUGGGCAUGUGCACCUGCCCAGCUGGCAGCAGUGGUGCACUCUGCAAACACCAACAUGCUGUAACUCAGGCCUUCAAGCUGCAAGAAGGCCACCAUCACCUUCCAGUGACAUCCUUCAUGCCAAAUAAGUCCUUGUAUGAGAUGGCCACAGGCAUCCAAGAAGAAGUUCUAACAACCUCUCCCCCAGCAUCAGAAGACUCUGGAGCUGAAGAAGCAUCUGUUCAAAGUGAGUUGGAUGCUGAGCAUGUUGAGAGUCGUUUGAGAUCCAUGUUUGAUGACCUCAUGGACAAGUUUAAAAAGGACAAGACCUUCCAAGCCCCAUUAGAAUCCUUCUUGUCAUCCUUCGAAAAAAUUCACACAGACAGUAACCUGAUUUCAGCACUAUCUACCUUUGGGAAGAUGGAGAGUGCUACUUCACAGAACAUCCAGCCUACAGAUGAUGCUCACUUCGAGUCUCCACUGGAGGACGAACAGUCGAUCACAUCUGGUCCACCUCCAAAAAGAGCCAAGAGCCAGCAGUGGGAAUGAUGAAGAGAGGAGUGGUGCACUGGCACCACACUCACAGUGUGUGUCUGCUGGUGUGUGUCCAGAUCGGCUGUUGGGUGUUUUUCAAUAAAACCAGGAAUAGUUUAGUCCUACUCUGGUGUUUUUUCAUGAUUAUUACGUCUUUACUUUCAUAACAAUUAGGACACCUCAGGAAGCCUUAAAGAACUCUUCUGUAUAUUUGUUCCGUGUUUUGAUUCAUAAUUAUCUUAUUAUUUUUUUUUAUUUAACACAGUGAAGUAACUAGAUGUUUCUUUACCUUCGGCUGACAUGUUUCGGCCGCAACUUCCGCCUUCAUCAGAGCCGCCAGCUGUUCAUGGCAUCACUUCCGUUUAUGUAGGGCAGCAAGGGACGAUGAUAGCACAGUCCCAUGUGUUAAUUAUGCCUUAAAGAAGUCUGUGUAGGCUGUUAUGUUUAUUGUCCUGCUGUUCUAAGCCUGUUUGCUGGUUGGGAAAACUUGGAGCCUAAUUGUUAAAGGUUGUUAUUAGUGUUACUCCACUGUAGUGUACAUUGGUCAAUACAUUUGUCAUCGCUUUUCA